AUGGCUGACGCUGGCACUCCCUCCAACACGGCCCAGCUGCCUCCUCCGCCUGAGCCCAAUGCUGGUGCCCAGGGCUUUCAAGGCGGCCAGAAUGGCAGCCAGGCUCUUCCUCCUCCGCCUCUGCAUAUCCCUCAGAACACCAACCCGAUCCCGACUGCCAUCACUUCGCCCAUGUCUGGCGACCAGGGAGGCAUCAUGUCUCCCACCAGCGCGGGAGGCUUCCGCCGUGCCGCCCCUGAGCCUAACAAGCGCGCCCUCUACGUCGGUGGUUUGGACCAGCGCGUGACAGAGGAUGUGUUGCGUCAGAUCUUUGAGACUACGGGUCAUGUCCAGAACGUCAAGAUCAUCCCUGACAAGAAUGCGCGGGGCUACAACUACGGAUUCGUCGAGUAUGAUGACCCUGGUGCUGCUGAGCGUGCUAUGCAGACCCUGAACGGACGACGGGUUCACCAAUCGGAAAUUCGAGUCAACUGGGCGUAUCAGUCAAACACAGCAAACAAGGAGGAUACUUCCAACCACUUCCACAUUUUUGUCGGCGAUUUGUCCAACGAGGUCAACGACGAGGUCCUUCUCCAGGCCUUCUCUGCUUUUGGUUCCGUCUCUGAGGCUCGUGUCAUGUGGGAUAUGAAGACUGGCCGUUCUCGAGGUUACGGUUUUGUCGCCUUCCGGGACCGACCUGACGCCGAGAAGGCCCUGAGCUCCAUGGACGGCGAAUGGCUGGGCUCUCGAGCCAUCCGAUGCAACUGGGCGAACCAGAAGGGCCAGCCGUCCAUGGCUCAACAGCAGGCCAUGCAGGCCAUGGGCAUGACCCCUACCACUCCCUACGGACACCACCAAUUCCCAGCGCAUGGCGUCGCUAGUUACGAAGUCAUCCUGACCCAAACCCCCAGCUGGCAGACCACCUGCUACGUCGGAAACCUCACCCCUUACACAACCCCCAACGAUGUUGUGCCGCUGUUCCAGAACUUUGGCUUCGUCGUCGAGUCGCGAUUCCAGGCCGACCGUGGAUUUGCUUUCAUUAAGAUGGACACACACGAGAAUGCCGCCAUGGCGAUCUGCCAAAUGAACGGAUACAAUGUCAACGGCCGACCCCUCAAGUGCAGCUGGGGCAAGGACAAGACGCCCAACCCUCAGGGAGGAUUUGACCCUUCUCAGCCAUACAGCCCCCAGAGUGCUCAAGCUCCUCAAUACCCGGGUACGCCUACCUUUUACCCCCAGUAUGGUGCCCAGUACGGCGGACAGCCCGGUAACUACGGCGGCCCCCAGACUGGUUCGCCGGCAGGCUACGGAGGAUCCCCGAUGGGAUACGCCGGUCCCCAGAGCGCCGGAGGCUACGGACGGGGCCAGCAGCCCCCCAACGCCGAAUGGGCGCAGCCUCGCCCCGGACAAAACUUCAACAACGGAUUUGGCGGUUACCAGGCCUAG
This is a messenger RNA of Fusarium keratoplasticum, 1425 nucleotides long. RefSeq lists its product as uncharacterized. The transcript has 5 exons. The record is from RefSeq and is a predicted model, not a curated record. Gene Ontology annotation, molecular function: RNA binding. Lineage: Eukaryota; Fungi; Ascomycota; Sordariomycetes; Hypocreales; Nectriaceae. The coding region runs from base 1 to 1425 and encodes 474 amino acids.